Molecule: messenger RNA, 1170 nt
Organism: Batrachochytrium dendrobatidis JAM81
Lineage: Eukaryota; Fungi; Chytridiomycota; Chytridiomycetes; Rhizophydiales
Exons: 6
Coding region: 1-1170 (389 amino acids)
Biological process (GO): mRNA processing
Cellular component (GO): nucleus
Molecular function (GO): U1 snRNP binding; RNA binding
Source: RefSeq, a predicted model, not a curated record
AUGCUUUGCUAUACCUAUCAUGUUUGUACAUUCUUUUGUAUACCAACCACUGUCUUUUCAUUUUCAUUCUGUAGAUCACACGUUGAAACCGUUGAAGAUGUCUUGGAGCGUGAUAAGCGUACUGUAUUCUGCAUGCAACUUGCUGCUCGCUUGCGAUCACACGAGCUUGUCAAAUUUUUUGAAGCUUGUGGUAAAGUUCGUGAUGCUAGUUUAGUCAUUGACAAGCAUACUGGUCGAUCUAAAGGCGUUGCUUAUGUUGAAUUUUAUGAAGUAGAAGCUGUAUCAAAGGCACUUGAAAUGACUGGUCAGAAAUUGUUGGGCAUUCCUAUUAUUGUACAGCUAACUGAAGCUGAGCGUAAUCGGGUUGCUUUGCAGGCUGCCUCAAAAACUGUAGAUACAGCUGCUUCUAGGAUUUAUGUUGGUUCACUUGAUUAUAGUCUUACAGAGCAGGAUGUUGCAAAUGCAUUUCAAGGUUUUGGACCUAUCGAGUUUAUCAACAUUCACAUGGACAAGGAAACCGGUCAUUCUAAAGGAUACGCUUUUGUGCAGUAUGUAAAAGAUGCAUGGUUUCUCAACAUAUUUAUUUUAAAACUACAGAUUCGUGUUAAUCUUAUUUCAGAGAAGUCUCAAUCUGCUCCAGUUACUAAUGCCAGCAAUGUUGGUAUUGCUAGCGAAAAUAUUGCUACAUUUAACAUGGAUGAUGGUGAAAUGGAAGGUUUUCAAAUGAAUUCGCUCUCUCGGGCUGAACUAAUGGCCAAACUGGCUCGCACUGAACCCACUCUUUCCAAAACUUCUGCUUCUGUAGCAGCCAUUAUAUUUACUAAUACUUACUUUGUGUUUGACAGUUCAACCAAGCCUGCAGUUGUUGUUCCAACCAUGGAAACACGAUGUGUGCUUUUAAAAAAUAUGUUCAAUCCUGAAAAUGAAGUAGAAUCAAACUGGGUUCAGGAGAUCGAAGAAGAUGUCAAGGAAGAGUGCACUAAGUUUGGCAAAAUUUUACAUAUCUCAGUUGAUCCUGAAUCUCAUGGUCAUGUUUAUCUUAAAUUUGAUAGUCUUGUUUCAUCACAGGCAGCUGUAAAGGCACUUCAUGGUCGCUUUUUCGCUGGAGCACGAGUAAGUAAAGAUGGCGGUGUUUUUUGGUUUAAAUCUGCUGGUUUAAUUAAAUUCUAA